Molecule: messenger RNA, 913 nt
Organism: Drosophila eugracilis
Lineage: Eukaryota; Metazoa; Arthropoda; Insecta; Diptera; Drosophilidae
Gene: veli
Product: protein lin-7 homolog C
Exons: 4
Coding region: 85-672 (195 amino acids)
Biological process (GO): neurotransmitter secretion; maintenance of epithelial cell apical/basal polarity; protein localization to basolateral plasma membrane
Cellular component (GO): cell-cell junction; synapse; basolateral plasma membrane
Molecular function (GO): protein binding
Source: RefSeq, a predicted model, not a curated record
UUUACGGUCACAUUAUUUUCAGCACCUCAAAUAAUAUUUCAGGUCAGGUUAUUUUAGCUGGAUAUACUUAAAUUCUAGACAAAUAUGGCCGAUAACGCAGAACCACUAACUUUGUCAAGAGAUGUCAAAAGAUCGAUAGAGCUCUUGGAAAAGCUGCAAGCUAGUGGAGAUUUCCCCACAACAAAACUGGCAGCCCUACAAAAGGUAUUAAACUCCGACUUCAUGACGUCCGUCCGGGAAGUAUACGAACAUGUUUACGAAACGGUGGAUAUCCAGGGAUCCCACGACGUCAGGGCUUCCGCAACUGCCAAGGCCACAGUGGCUGCCUUCGCUGCCAGUGAGGGUCACGCACAUCCCCGAGUGGUCGAACUGCCCAAAACGGAGGAGGGCCUAGGUUUCAACGUAAUGGGAGGCAAGGAGCAAAAUUCACCCAUCUAUAUAUCCCGUAUAAUUCCUGGAGGAGUUGCAGACAGGCAUGGAGGGCUGAAACGAGGCGAUCAACUUCUCUCUGUAAAUGGUGUGUCUGUUGAAGGAGAAAAUCACGAAAAGGCCGUUGAGCUGCUUAAACAGGCUGUUGGAUCUGUAAAGCUGGUAGUACGCUACACUCCAAAGGUUCUUGAAGAAAUGGAAAUGCGUUUCGAUAAACAACGCAACACACGUCGCCGCCAAUAAAGCACUUGGGCAAACAACUUAAGCCAUAGUAGUUUUUUGCCACUAGAUCAUACUAUUAUUCACGUGUGCGUAAAUCAAACCCUAUGCGAAUAAUAUAAUUUAAUAGGUAUACCAUUUAAUUAUUAUUUAUUACAAACGAUAAACUCCGAAAAUAACUCUUAAAUCGUAAAAAGUGAGUGUUAUGUAUUUUUACCUAAAGUACUGUGUUGGUUUCUGUUCCAAUAAAAGUAAAAGAAAAUAA